Osmerus eperlanus (European smelt) is the source of this 1682-nucleotide messenger RNA. RefSeq names its product loricrin-like. The record is from RefSeq and is a predicted model, not a curated record. The transcript is spliced from 8 exons. NCBI's taxonomy places the organism in Eukaryota, Metazoa, Chordata, Actinopteri, Osmeriformes, Osmeridae. The coding region runs from base 24 to 1667 and encodes 547 amino acids.
UCCAGGGAGAUAUCCAGCAGCUGAUGAUUGUAGCAGAUCACCGCGCCGCCUUCGACUACUGUGAGCACUACAGCCCCGACUGUGAGGUCCCAGUUCCUGAUCAGCCCCAGAACCAGGACCCCAACACGGACGAAUUUAAAGAGGAAGAGGACAGCUAUUACUACGAGUACCCCUACUAUGACGACGACAUGGAUGGCAAACCCUACGAGUCAUCUCCCGACACAGAAGAAGCUGUGACAGAAAAGCCUACCUUGGAAGACCGGGAGGUCAUGACCUCAAUCAUGGGGUCGGCUGGUGCAGAGGGAAAAGAACUGACCAGUGGCUCAACAAGAAUCGUCGGUGCCGGCUCGUCCGGUGGUGCCGGCUCGUCCGGUGGUGCCGGCUCGUCCGGCGGUGUCGGCUCGUCCGGCGGUGCCAGCUCGUCCGGCGGUUCCCGCUCGUCCGGCGGUGCAGGCUCGUCCGGCGGUGCCAGCUCGUCGGGCGGUGCCCGCUCGUCCGGCAGUGUCAGCUCGUCUACUGGAACUGGAGGCGGAGCUGGAGGCGAAGCCAGAGCUCACGGCGCUGCGGCCGCCACUGGCGAAGAAGCGUACGGCAAGGAGACCAGCCCGUAUGACAGCGAUGACAUCUAUGACGACUACGAGACGUACUACGAAGAGUCUACCGCUUCACCCGACACUUCCUCCCGCCGCGUCACCAUCACCGGCACGGGCGCCGGAGCCGAAGCAGACCUGGUUCUGGGGUCCAACCUGGACCUGGGCACAGGGGCGGGGAUUGAGAAGAUCAUACCUGGCGGUGGAGGGACACACUCAUCUGUCACCAUGACACUCAACAAUACUCUGGUGGGAGGAGCCUAUGAUGAUGACUAUGGUGAGGGUUUCGACCUGUCCUACGGAGAGGAGUACUCCAUCGGGGGCGCCGGCGGCAGCAGCAGCACCAUCGCCAUUGGGGGCGGUUCCUCGUCUGCCGGGGGCGGUUCCGUUUCUGGCGGGGGCGGUUCCGUUUCUGGCGGGGGCGGUUCCUCGUCUGCCGGGGGCGGUUCCGUUUCUGGCGGGGGCGGUUCCUCGUCUGCUGGGGGCGGUUCCGUAUCUGGCGGGGGCGGUUCCUCGUCUGUCGGGGGCGGUUCCGUAUCUGGCGGAGGCUCGGCCAGUGCGGGGGGCGGAGCUGCCAGCGCCGGGGCCGGAGCCGGGGGCUCCAUCGCCACGGGAACGGGCCAGGGCGAGGCCGGGGAGGACGAUUACGGGGAUUUGGAUAAGUUCACAGAGGAGAACAUUCAAGACUACGGAGACAAAAUGUACGACUCCUACGGAGAAUACUCUGACAAGGUUCUGCCUGCUGAAACGGACGAGUACUACGGACAGGUCGACGGGGCUCGCGGAGAGAAGGGUCAGAAGGGAGAGCCAGCCGUCAUUGAGCCUGGCAUGCUGGUGGAGGGUCCCCCUGGGCCUGAAGGACCAACAGGUCUUCCUGGACCCCCAGGACCCUCUGGCGCCCCAGGCAGCUCAGGAGAGGCCGGGGAGAGGGGCCCUAAUGGUCGUGCUGGUCUUCCUGGAGCGGAUGGUCUGCCAGGACCCCCAGGGACAGUCCUGAUGCUGCCUGUAAGUAAACCGAUCAACGAAAACACGGCUUUGAACCGGAAGAAUAUCCAUAGACCCCAUCGUCAAGCAUGAUGACGCGCUCCGCGC